CAAGACUAUCUUUUCCAAAAUAGACCUCCUCAAAGUGUUUAAUCAGAUUCCCAUUGCUGAGGAGGACAUUCCGAAAACGGCCAUCAUCACUCCUUUUGGUCUGUUCGAGUUCACGGUAACCAUGUUUGGUCUUAAGAAUGCUUCGCAGACCUUCCAACGCAAGAUAAACGAUGUCCUAAGGGGUCUCAGCGCCUUUCCUUACAUCGACGACAUUCUCAUAGCCUCGGACAGCAUUUCUCAACACCUCCAGGAUCUGCAGCUGGUUUUUCAGCGCCUUAAGGACCAUGGUCUCCUCAUCAACCUGGAGAAGUGCAUCUUUGCCGUCAGCUCCAUAACCUUCCUAGGUUACGAGAUCUCGGCGCAGGGCUCCCGACCUCUUCAAGAUAGAGUACAGGCUGUAUUCGACUACGAGCAGCCCCAGACUCUCUUCAUCUUGCGACGCUUCAUUGGCAUGGUCAGUGCCUACUGUCGUUGCAUCAAGGACGACGCCACGCUUCUAGCUCCACUGCAUCAUCUUCUUCUGGGCGCCAAGAAAAAAGACAUGCGUCCUGUUCCUUGGAGCGAUGCAGCGCUUUCGGCCUUUCAUCAAUGCAAAGAGGCUCUUGCGAAUGCGGCUCUCUUGGCUCAUCCUUGCUCUGGCGCACAGCUCAGAAUCUUCUCCGAUGCCUCCAACACUAGGGCUGAAGCGGUUCUCGAACAGCUGGUGCAGGACCAGGGACAGCCUCUUGGAUUCUUUUCGAAGUCCUUCUCGCCCACGCAGCAAGGUUAUUCGGCUUAUGAUCGAGAGUUGACCGCUCUAUUUCUGUCCAUUAAACAUUUCAGAGGCAUGAUCGAGGGCUACCCUCUUACUCUGCGCACCGAUCAGAAACUUCUCCUCUCUGCAUUUAAGCAGAAAAUGGACAACGCCUCACCACGGCAGCUUCGCCAGCUCAACUUCAUCGCGCAAUUUUCAACAGACAUUCAGCACAUUGCCGGUGCAUCCAACGUCGUGGCGGACUCUCUCUCGGAUCGACGAGCCUGCGCCGAACUCCGACGCUGUCAAUCCAAGCUCCAGCGGUCCUGCACACGCGUCUGCCUACAGAAUGGCUCUCCUCCUCAAGUCGACGCCCUUCGACUCUCUACAAUGCUCGAUUUUGCAGAACUCUCGCAAGCACAAGCUAGAGAUCAGGAGCUGCAGCACGUUCUUACAAGCGCUAUCACUUCUCUGAAACUCCGCAAGCUCACGCUGGGACCGGAGAACUUAGAGAUCUACUGUGACGUCUCACAAAACGACAUCAGGCCUUACGUGCCGGAAACAUUCCGGAGGCAAGUUUUCGACCUCACUCAUUCGCUUUCUCAUCCUUCAGGUCGCGCCACCACCAAGAUCAUCUCACAACGCUACGUGUGGCCUUCUAUGUCGAAAGACAUAACCAGAUGGGCCAGCGCCUGCGAGCAUUAUCAACGCUCUAAGAUUGGUCGGCACGUGCACUUGCAGCUCAAGACGUUUCUGAAUCCGGAUCAGCGCUUCGAUCAUAUUCAUAUAAAUUUGGUGGGCCCGCUGCCACCUUUCCAGGGCUACACCUACCUACUGACAUUGGUAGAUCGCUUCACUCGCUGGCCGGAGGCCAUUCCUCUCAAAAACAUCACGGCCGCGAACGUGGCCACGCACUUCUACAGCAGCUGGAUCGCACGCUUUGGCUAUCCAAAGUUCAUCACUACAGACAGAGGCUUGCAAUUUGAAUCUGCUCUCUUCAACGCUCUCGCUCAACUGCUGGGAGGUAAGCGCAUCAGGACGAUGCCCUACCACCCUGCUCCAAACGGCAUCCUUGAGCGCUGGCAUCGUGUCCUGAAAACAGCUCUGCGCUGUCACGACUCUCAGGACUGGCUAGAAAAACUUCCGACGGUACUUUUGGGUCUGCGAUCUGUUUACAAAGAAGAUCUCAAGGCUUCCCCUGCGGAAUACCUCUACGGCUCCAUUCUACGUUUACCAGGAGAGUUCUUCAUAGAUGAGCAGCAUCCGGAGGACCACGCCUUCUUCUUAGCUCCUUUCAAAUCUCACAUGCAGCAACUCAGACCUGUGUCGACUUCCCACCAUUGCAAACAGAACAUCUUUGUCUACAAGUCUUUCUACAUCUUGUCGCAUGUCUAUUUGAGAAAUCAUGCAAAGAAGCACACUCUCAACCAGGCAUACUCUGGCCCUCACAAGGUUAUUCAGAGGAUCGACGACAGAGUUUUUCAAAUCGACAUUAACGGUCGUUCAGCCAACGUCAGCGUGGAGAAUCUAAAACCAGCUUUCUUGUUUUGCGAGGAGCUCUUGGCGACGCCUCCAGCCGCUACGCUCGACUCCGGUGGCUCUUCCUCUCCGGUGACACUGCAAGCUCCUUCGCACCGCCCUUCGCAACAAGGCUCUGCUUCCACCACUGAGACAGAGCGACCUACUCUCUCACCUGCGGCGCCGCAGCCUUCUCCUACACGGCAGCAGACCCUACUCUCGCAUCAUAACGCGGUCUCUCCGCAGGCAACCCAGCAGCAGCAGCACACUACCUCGGUUGCUCCUCCGGCAGAUAGAAAAACUAAGUUUGUACCGUCUAUUCUCAAGAAAAAAACCAGCACAAAUAUCAGUGCGGUGCAAGGUCCGAUUAAACAUGUUCGCUUCAAUCUUAAGAGAAGACUUCUGUGAUCGUGACGCGUCUUCCUUUUUCGAACUCGAGCAUAAUUAUUUAUUUUCUUCCACUCCGUUACUAAUAUACUAUUUUGUAAAUAUUUAUCGGGGUAAUCCUAAUUAAACAAGCGACUCUUUCGCAAAGUUUCGCGUUAAUUUAACGGCGAUAGUCUUCACUUCCGGUACGAUUUCUAGUCGAAAUAGAAUAAUCUCAGGUGCUUUGUACCGAAUUAUUAACUAUAAGUACCCUUCUUAGUGUAAGACAAUUUCUUCUGUAUCUUUGCGUAUCAUUUUUUUCGUGUUAAAAAUUAACAUAAGAUAAUUUUUUAACACUGGCAGGGGAGUGUAUGUGACGGCUAUGCUCUAUCUCGCUUGCAUGCGAGCUCGCCCCCCACCACACGCCGGCGAGCUAGUCUUUUGUCACUGCACGGCUAGUCUUUUGUCGCUGUACGGCAGUAAAACAGUGGAGACUAGCCCGCCGUUAGAGCUGCAUCGUUCUAGUGUUUCUCUACGAAAUAAAGGAGUCUUUCUUAAUCUC
Messenger RNA from Dinoponera quadriceps, 3179 nucleotides. RefSeq lists its product as uncharacterized. The coding region runs from base 122 to 2659 and encodes 845 amino acids. Gene Ontology annotation, molecular function: nucleic acid binding. The record is from RefSeq and is a predicted model, not a curated record. NCBI's taxonomy places the organism in Eukaryota, Metazoa, Arthropoda, Insecta, Hymenoptera, Formicidae. Gene Ontology annotation, biological process: DNA integration. The transcript has 2 exons.